AUGCCAUCUGUGGGCCAGGCAGCACUGCAACAGCAACAGUAUCUCAACCUACUACUACAGGCGCAACAGCAGCUACUGAAAUAUCAGCAGUCUCCGCAGCACCAACUCCAACAACAGUAUCUACAACACCCACAACUAUUACAGCAACCGGUGAUGGCUAAAUCUCAACAGACAGCUCUCUCACUUUUAACCGCCUUUGGCCUGCCUGCCAAUGGGCUAUUUAACCUUAACAAACCCACAAACUCGAUUUCUAAUCCUUCAUUCCCUCAGCAACUACAAACCCCACCUCAAGGAUCUCCCCUUCCCAAUACACAGGCUGUAGCCAAUCUAUCAACCCUUGGUCCUCCAAUGUCAUCGCUUCUGACAUCAUCGGCUACACAGGCGGCUAUACCACUCUACUCCACUUCACCGGGCAUCACUUCCAUUACCACUACCACCACUACUGCUGUCACCGAUUCAUCCGGCAGUAUAUUACUACCACCGCCUCAACGCUUGGUGGAUAAUGAGCCAUCAAUUAGCUCUGGUCACCAACAGCCAUGGCAGAUUGGUCAGGCACCUAUACAGCUGCAACAACAUUGGCUGAAUAAUCAAAUUUAUCAACAGCAAUUACGAAGUCUUCUUAAUUCUUUGGGAUCUUCUAGACCUUGCCAAGAUCAGGCUCGUACUGUGCCUGUAUUGUCUAGCCUGGCCUCCACCUCGUCUUCGCCUCCUAUACCCUCGGCUGCUCCAUCAAAUCUUCCUGCAACCUCUCUUGCUCCCAGCAACUCUGCUGUACUAUCUUCAUCAUGGUCCGGACAGGUAUCAGCUCCAAUGACAGUAAUGGCUGGCCAACUGGCAACCACAACCACUACCAGCACCACCAGUACAAUCGCCACUGCCAACGUAGCUAUCUCUACAACCGGUAAUGAGGCAGUUGGAUCUGGCUCGGUAUCAACCGGAGCUAGUCUGGCUAGCCUUUGUGCACUUGCGGACAUGCUCGGUGCUCCUAGCCAUCCUCUCCCAAAUGAGUUCGCCUCGCUUACGCGAAAUCAAACACUAAUAGGAACUUCGUCAAUAGCCCCUGGAUCUUCCAGUGUUAGUCAGCAAACCGGUAUGGCUCUUCUCGGUCAGUCAGCUAUCCCAUCUUUGUUAGCACAGCACCUAUUAUUUUCACAGGAUGGACACUUGGUUGAUCAUCCACAAAUCAACUCCUUUCUUGGAACGCCUUUUGAGAAUUUGACAUACAAUGCUGGAACGGUCGUACCUGCGUCACUAGCACACAUUGCUGGACAGACAAAUGCUACGCCAGUCCUGAGUGGACCCUCAAUUUCCCAGUCCGGACCAGCUAUCGCAAACUUUCCUAGCAGGACAGCCGGUAUUUCACAUGCUUCCUCGCUUGGACAGGUAUCUAUUCUUUAUGCCUUAAGUUUAUUUUAA
Molecule: messenger RNA, 1416 nt
Organism: Protopolystoma xenopodis
Lineage: Eukaryota; Metazoa; Platyhelminthes; Monogenea; Polystomatidea; Polystomatidae
Source: the annotation of a GenBank genome assembly